ACCAAAAAAACUGAAAGGUCCAUGCACAAUGAAGUGUCUGGUUAAAAAAUCACCUAAAGUGACGCAUCUGUGUAUAUACAGCUCAGCUAUACAGUCAAGCUGGAAAAUAGUAACCGAGUAAUAAUUUAAUCGUGGCAUAACUUUGUAAACCAUUGAUAUGCUGUAGCCUAGGCAUAUUUCAAAUCCUUUUCUUGGUCUUGUUUGUUCAUUAGUGCUACAUUUGCUUACAUGUUGUAGACAAACAUGCAAGCGAUUGUACGUAUUUUUCGAAAUUUAAGGAAUUCCAUUGCAAUUCCAAAAUCAACAUUUAAAGGAGAAGAUCACCUCGGAAACAAAUACUACGAGAGAAUUGCAGAUGAAAAGAGAAAAUGGAAAGGUUAUCGUUUUGUGAAACCUUAUGAUGGACAGUCUAAAGCCAACAGCGAGUUGGAGAUUCCAACUGAAUGGAAUGCAUGGCUCAGGAACAGCAGGGAUAACCCUCCCACAAUCAAGGAAAUUGAAAGAAAUUAUUUGCUGAUGAUGAGAACACGACAGAGAGCACUUGAAGUUGAUACCAGAGAAGAAGCAGAAAAAUUGUCAUCAGAAGCAAAUAAUGAAAUUGCUACAAAUCUUGACUCCUCAAAAUUAAGUCAAAAGCGACCACAUCCCGAUUUUGAAGAUAUGGAAAUGAAAUCUGGAUCUGCUAGAAACUUUGACUAUAAAGACAGAGAAAAGCCUAUAGACAGAACAGUGUCUUGACAUAAAGUGUAAUGUUCUAUUUCAUUUGAAUGUGCAUGAAAUUAAUUUCAUCCAAGACUGGACAUCCAGACUCAAUUUGUGCUUGGUAGAUAACAAAUUCUAGGAAACCUAUUAUAAGUUAUUGUCAGAAAAGGUUUGAGAGUCUAAUGUUCUAGCCCAUGUGUUUUCUACCGGCUGAUAUACUUAGGACUGUGCAGAGAGGGUGUACUGGUAAAUUAGAAAUCUCCAGGAACAUUAAAAGUUAUCUAAACAACAACACGAUAACUUUCCCUGGAAAAUUAAAGCAUGUUUGGAGUCUCCAAUGCUAUAGACGUCAAUAAAAGUCCAUACUUGAU
This is a messenger RNA of Pecten maximus, 1073 nucleotides long. RefSeq names its product NADH dehydrogenase [ubiquinone] 1 alpha subcomplex assembly factor 2-like. Gene Ontology annotation, biological process: mitochondrial respiratory chain complex I assembly. Bases 244 to 738 code for a protein of 164 amino acids. The transcript has 6 exons. Gene Ontology annotation, cellular component: membrane. The record is from RefSeq and is a predicted model, not a curated record. Lineage: Eukaryota; Metazoa; Mollusca; Bivalvia; Pectinida; Pectinidae.